AUGUUGGGAAAUAAAACAGUUGCAAUUAUUGGUGGUGGACCUUCUGGUCUGGUUAGUUGUAAGUCUGCUUUGGAGUCAAGAUUGAUUCCAACGGUAUUCGAAAAGAAUAGUGAUAUUGGAGGAGUAUGGAGUCUGUCCAAUGGCAAGGUUUGGGAUUCGCUGAAGACCAAUCUAUCUGUGAAUACAAUGAUGUUCUCUGACUAUCCAUGGGAGAGCGAUUGGUAUUAUGGUUCAGGUGACUUCCCAACUCACUUGGAAAUGACCGCCUAUCUCGAGAGAUAUGUAGAACACUUUAAGUUGAAAGGACAUAUCAAAUUUGGUUGUAAUGUUACUUCUGUCCACCAAGAAUCAAAUGGUUUGAAAUGGAUUGUAGAAUAUUCUACCACAUCAACAAUAGCAGAGAAGAAUAGAGAACCUGUAACUCAAAAACAAACAUUCGAUUGUAUUAUUGUUGCUGGUGGAAUGUUUCAAAAACAAAGAUCAAUCGAAUUGGUUGAUAAAGAAAAGUUCACUGGUGAAAUUACAAGCAGUGGUGACUACAGGAAUCAAACAGCGUUUCUUGGCAAAUCAGUAUUGGUGGUAGGGGAUUGCAAUAGUGGCUGUGAGAUAGCAGCUGAGCUAGCAGAGAAUACCGUUAUCAAGGUUACUCAGGUGAUCAAAAAAAUACCUUGGGUGUUGGACAAGUAUUUGACUAAACCUUCAUCCAAUGAAAAUCCUUUGGUAUUUCCUGUGGAGGUGGCAUUCUUUUCUAGGGAGGGUUCUGAUUUUGCAAAAAAAAAUUUCAAAUCUGAACAACAAAGUUUUAUUGAUAUGAAUGAAUGGCUAUCGAAUGUGUGUAGUAAGCAACAAACUCAUAAAUCUCUACACAAACCAAUGCCCUCAGACGUCACCCCAUUUAUUGUCAUCUCCCAAAACUAUACGGAUUGUGUUAUUAAUGAGAAGAUCACGGUAGUUCAACACCCAAUAGCAAAGAUACAAGGUAAAACAGUUGAGUUUGCAAAUGGAGAGUCAAGAGAGAUCGAUCAUAUCUUGUGUGCAAAUGGAUACAGCUAUGAACUACCAUAUUUAAGUGAAGAGAUCCUUAAGGAUUUAGAUUACAAUCCAAACAACAAAAAGAUACCUAUUAUUCUUCAUAAAUCAACAUUUCAUCCAACUCUUCAAAAUAUUGGAUUUGUUGGUUGGUUUUUACCUGCAAUGUUUCCCAUCAUUGAACUACAGGCUCGUUGGCUUUCUUUGGUAUUCUCUGAAAAUUUGGAACCACCCACCAAAGAACAGAUCGUUGAAGGAUUGAAAGAGGAGAGAGCUAUUCUUGCAAGUCCAUUCCAAAAGCAAUAUCCACAUGUGGAAAUGGUGGAUAUGGGUGAUGAAAUCGCAACAAUCAUUGGUGUAAUGCCUGAUCUUGAAAAGAUAAAGUCUGAAGAUCCUCACCUCUACAAAUUAAUUUACAAUAACGCUUUCUCUACUUCAUCAUACAGAUUAACAGGUCCACAUUCAAACCAACAACUUGCUAAAAGUAUUCUAAAUAAUAUCAAUAAUAAAUAUUAUUGUAAAAAUAAAUAA
Messenger RNA from Heterostelium album PN500, 1560 nucleotides. RefSeq names its product flavin-containing monooxygenase. The transcript has a single exon. Gene Ontology annotation, molecular function: NADP binding; N,N-dimethylaniline monooxygenase activity; flavin adenine dinucleotide binding. The record is from RefSeq and is a predicted model, not a curated record. Lineage: Eukaryota; Evosea; Eumycetozoa; Acytosteliales; Acytosteliaceae. Bases 1 to 1560 code for a protein of 519 amino acids.